GAUUAUGAUGAGGAUUUGAUUAGGGAGCAACUGGCUAGGAAUUAUGCGUUUUUUGGGGAAAAGGGGAUGGAGAGGAUUAGGGAGGGGAGGGUGGUUGUGGUUGGAUGUGGAGGCGUUGGGAGUUGGGCUGCUGUUAUGCUUGUUAGGUCUGGUAUCUCGAAAAUUAGGCUGGUAGACUUUGACUACGUCACUUUGUCCUCCCUCAACCGACACGCCACAGCUGGGCUGGAUGACGUCGGGACGCCAAAAGUUAAAUGUAUUGAAAAAACACUCUUGUCGAUCUGUAAAUGGGCACAGGUAGACUCUCGGAUAGAGGUUUGGCGCAAGGAGGAGGGAGGAGCGUUGUUGGAAGACGCUGAUUGGGUUAUUGGUAUGUUUUCGCCGUCCUUAACACACGCUCUCUUCUCACAGUGUUUCUUAGAUGCGAUAGACAAUAUACAGACGAAAGUCGAUUUGUUAAAGUAUUGUCAUGAUAAUGACAUCAAGGUUUUCUCCUCCAUGGGCGCAGGAGCCAAAUGCGACCCAACCCGAAUACAAAUCAGCGAUAUCUCGCAUACAAUAUACGACCCCCUCGCACGCUCCGUCCGCAGACGUCUCCGUACACUCGGCGUCUCCUCCGGUAUCCCCGUCGUCUAUUCUACAGAAGUACCAGGGGACGUGAAACUCCUCCCGCUCCCCGAAGAAGAGUUUGAGAAAGGCGCGGUCCAUGAGCUGGGUGUGUUUGAUGACUUUCGAGUCCGAAUCCUGCCUGUUAUCGGCCCGCUACCGUCGGUGUUCGGACUCCACAUCGCGACUUACGUUCUCUGCGAACUGGCCGGAAAACCGAUCCUUAACCCCCUCCCCAUAAAAAAUAGAAAGAAGCUCUAUGAAAGGAUGUAUCGCGACUUACUCGUUCGCGAGUCUAAACUGUUGGGUGAACAGCUCAACAAACUCCCCAUCGACGAAGACGACGUCGCCCUGAUCUUCGAAGACCUACACAGGGGACGUUCCGUCAUCCCACCGCACAACGUGCCCAGCAGACCGACCCUCGUCCGAUGGGACCCCCUCCUGCCUUUGACAGUCGAUAAUUGCGUGGUUAUGGAGUUUGCGGACGCGGAGAAGCAC
Laccaria bicolor S238N-H82 is the source of this 1104-nucleotide messenger RNA. RefSeq lists its product as uncharacterized. The annotation marks the transcript as partial. The transcript is spliced from 5 exons. The record is from RefSeq and is a predicted model, not a curated record. Gene Ontology annotation, molecular function: tRNA threonylcarbamoyladenosine dehydratase activity; ubiquitin-like modifier activating enzyme activity. Gene Ontology annotation, biological process: cyclic threonylcarbamoyladenosine biosynthetic process. Lineage: Eukaryota; Fungi; Basidiomycota; Agaricomycetes; Agaricales; Hydnangiaceae. Gene Ontology annotation, cellular component: mitochondrial outer membrane.